This is a messenger RNA of Thamnophis sirtalis, 3032 nucleotides long. The record is from RefSeq and is a predicted model, not a curated record. NCBI's taxonomy places the organism in Eukaryota, Metazoa, Chordata, Lepidosauria, Squamata, Natricidae.
UGUAGCUCUCAGUAGAAAGGCGAAACAUUAGAAGUGGCCUCUUUGGCAGAGCUUGUGCCAACAGAGGAGGCCCAGCUGAUCUUUCCAUCCCUGCUGUGUGGCCUGUUCUGAUGCCAGCAGGCUCUGACUUUGCUAGAGGGGUCCCCGUGAAUGUGCCCUAAAUUAAGGGGCGUUUAUUUCACCUUAUUCUCUGCUGCUGGGAUUUCCCUGCAAGAGCCUUCCAGCUAGGAGAAAGCUGUAGUCCUGGGGCCAUAGGAGAGGAGGGCACUUGGGAAGUUAUCACCCACGGAAACAGCGUGCAGGAGAGCUGUGCUGCUGCUGCUGCCCUUCUUCAGAACAUGUCUCACCCAAUCCUGAUACGGGUGUUCUCUCUUCGGCUUGCUGGGCUUCAGAGCUUUCUCCCCCAAAUGAUGAGACUGUUGUACGCCAGUGAGCAGCCUAUAGACGCCAGGCCAUCGGGUGAGAAAGAAAAAAUGCUGGAUGAGACCUCCUGUGUGGGAGGAGUAAGUGAUGAUUCAGACAUUGUGACUUUGGAGGUGCCGAAGGUAGAAGAAGUUGGAAGCCAGGAAGAAGCCGCCUCAGGAGAGGAGGAAGGUCCGGCCUCAGAAAACUUCAACAUGGGCUCCUCUUCCAGCAGCCAGUAUACCUUUUGCCAGCCAGAAACAGUUUUCCCACUGCAGCCGAGUGGGGAGGAAUCCAGCAGUGAUGAAACCAGUCAUGGCUCCAGCCCCACCUUGAGGCGCCGGCGGGCAAAGAAGAGGCUCCUCUCCAGCUCAGAGUCUGAGGAAGGUCCGCCGCCUCCUGAUCCGGAAGUCAAGCAGGCCAAGCACCUGCUGAGCAGCGGCCUGAACCGGUGCAUCGUCCUGGCCUUGGUGAUUGCGGUCAGCAUGGGCUUUGGACACUUCUAUGAUAAAAAAGAAAAUUUUAUGUUUCAAGGUACAGUUCAGAUCCAAAAACAACAGGAACUAGUGGAGAAGACUCACGAAGACAAACUGAAUGAUAUGAAGGGGGAUCUUUUGCAAUGCCAACAAGGAAGUAAAACACCGUGUGGGUCUCUGAAGGAGGGCCUUGCAAAGUGCUGGCUUGCAACACAGACGGAAAAGGAAUCCUUUGAAUCUCAGAGGUUUCGCCUUGCCUCGGAGAACCAGCACCUGAGAGAGUCUUUACAGAGAGAGGAAAAGGCACUGGCCCUGCUACAGGAAGAGCUGAGGAGGCUGAGGGAAGAAGUGAGGCACUUGGAAAGCAGAGGCCCUGGCCCCGAGUCUCUGGUUGUGGCCGAAAACCAAAAACUCAGAGUGCACUUGGAGGAGGAGAGGCACAGGAUGCAGAGCUUUGUGAAACAAAAGGAGACCCUGCUGGCUGAAGCUCAGAUGCUGAGAAGGGAGCUCGAUAAAGAACGUCAAGUGACGGUAGCACUUCGGGAAACCUUGGGAAAGCUGAACGCCCAGCACGGGCCGUUGGCGGCAGAGGCCGGUUCGCACAAGAGCCAAGAGACGGAGACCCUGCGAGGGAUGUUGGCCGAACUGGAGAAGAAGCUGAGCUUUGAACAGCAGCGGUCAGAUUUGUGGGAGAAGCUGUACGUUGAAGUUAAAGAUCGUGCAGAGAAGCAGGAGAGAGCAGAGAAAGCCCAGAAGCCAGCUGGGAAAGGGGGAAGCCCAAAUAGAGCCAAGGCAAAAGCCACCUUUUUUGGCUCUGUGAAAGAAACGUUUGAUGCCAUGAAGAAUUCCACCAAGGAAUUUGUACGCCACCACAAAGAGAAAAUCAAGCAGGCCAAAGAAGCGGUGAAAGAGAACCUGAGGAAAUUCUCAGACUCUGUCAAGUCCACCUUUAGACAUUUUAAGGACACAACAAGAAACAUCUUUGACGGAAGGGAGAAGAAGAGGUACGGCGACAGAAGACACGAGACCAGCAGGAAAGGGAGGAGGAUGCAUCAGACGGACGGUUCUCGGGAUGGUCCUGCAAAGCCGGCGCAGCACCAGGCUCCAGGGAGCCAAAGGCAUUUUGGCCAGAAGACGCCUCGGCCCGAGGACCCCCAGCCCCUCUCGCCAUUGUCCACGGACGGUGGUGCUUCCGGGCAGUGUCCCAAGGGCCCCACGGGUAGCCCAAAGCAGCACACCAUCCUAAAAGGCUGCUCUGGCAUUUUUGACUGUGCCCACCAAGAAUUUAUUAGCCUCUUCAACAAAGUCCUGGAUCCUAUUCGGGCUGAUGAAUUUAAUCAAUUAAUGCACAAAUAUUUGCAGCAGGAAGUAAAGAACUUCCAUCAUUGGCGAGAACUGGAAAUUUUCACCAGCAGCUUCUUCCGCAACGGCGUCUUUAUUCAUGACCAGAUGCUGUUCUCGGACUUUGUCAACGAUGUCAAAGACUAUCUCGAAGACAUGGACGAAUAUCGGAGAGCCAGCGAUGGAGCCUUUGAAGGCCUAGACAAGUACAUCUACCAGUACUACUUUCAUCAUCAUAACCAGACGCCUCCUCCGCGGGGAUCCAGCCCUCAGCAGGAAAGACACCUUCCAAAGCACCAGCAGCGUUCCAAGAAGGAAAGCCGAUGGCAAAAGCAGGGCCGCAACAAUGGGAGGCACACGGCAAACCUGGAGAUUGAAGUGGGGCGGCUCCCUUUUGACCCUAAGUACUGAAGGGGUGAGGGAGCCCUGCAGGCUGGCAAAAUCCCUCCAUGAUUGGCCCCUCAGAGAGCUUUCACCACUGGCUUCAUCUCCAUCCUUCCUGUCUUGCAGUCUUCUUGGGAAGCAUUGAUUAAUUUGGCUGCUUUCUACUAUUACAAUAAAUCAGCAGGGUAAGCAGUAGCUUUAGACAAGUUGUAAAAUAAGCUUUUCUGCACUUGUUGGUACUUGGUUCUACUAAAAGAUAUACGGUAGAGAUUUCAUCUCAUGCUCCAGAAGCACAUCUUGAUAGCUGUUUAAUUACCCUGAUCAUGAUGGGAUUUCUUGCGUGUCCUCUUUCUGAUCAUCUUGCUUUUAAAUUUUCUUGCACAACUGUACAUUGUAAAAAAAAUAAUAAAAAGAUGGUUCCAAACUGUC